AUGGGCAAGAUUGGCGACGGAAAACCGUUCCCUUACGACGCCAACGGCACCUACAUGGUUCUCGCCGGCAAUAACGUGGAAAUUCAUGGAUUUUGCAAGAAAUUCUGCGGGUGGCACACGAUGAAUCGUCUCGGCGGGUCGAAGCCGGUCGCGUAUGCCCUCGUGAGUCAUCACGGAUUAUGCCCCGCAAGCUGCGGGGCGAAGCCGACUUCGCCCAAUGGAAAGCCCUGGCUCGACGCGAUGGUUUCGACAGUCGCUCACGAGAUCGCAGAAGCUGCGACGGAUCCUGAUUCCAGCAGCGGCUGGAUCGACGCUAACUGGGAGGAAAACGCGGAUAAGUGCAGCUACAGCUACGGAGUUAGGCAAACUACUCAGAACCAAAACGGUGAGGAUGCAGAGUACAACCUCGUGGGGCUCAACAAUAUGAAGUUCCUGGUGCAGCAGAACUGGGAAUUGGUAACUGGCGCGUGCGUAGUGCAGACAACUGAAUAG
Closterium sp. Yama58-4 is the source of this 492-nucleotide messenger RNA. The record is from the annotation of a GenBank genome assembly. NCBI's taxonomy places the organism in Eukaryota, Viridiplantae, Streptophyta, Zygnematophyceae, Desmidiales, Closteriaceae.